This is a messenger RNA of Rhodotorula toruloides NP11, 3672 nucleotides long. Its product is annotated as classical protein kinase C. The record is from RefSeq and is a predicted model, not a curated record. Gene Ontology annotation, biological process: protein phosphorylation; fungal-type cell wall biogenesis; signal transduction. Gene Ontology annotation, molecular function: ATP binding; diacylglycerol-dependent serine/threonine kinase activity. NCBI's taxonomy places the organism in Eukaryota, Fungi, Basidiomycota, Microbotryomycetes, Sporidiobolales, Sporidiobolaceae. The transcript is spliced from 13 exons. The coding region runs from base 1 to 3672 and encodes 1223 amino acids.
AUGAGUUCUCAGCUGCCUGCGAACCCGGGCGGGGCCGACUACGCCUCGAAGCUCGCCUCUCUCCAUGCGCGCAUCCAGAAGGAGCGCAAGAUCCUCGAAGGCUUCCAGGCGAUGCGAAAUGCGACGCAGAACCAGGACGUCAUCCGGACUUGCGACGCCAAGAUUCGUGAGGCUCAGCGGACAAUCGGAUGGUUCGAGGACAGCGUGCGCGAGCUCGAGGGUCGACGAGCGGCUGCCACUGGAGGAGGGAGGAGCAGUCCUGCGGCGAUGGAGGACCCGAGGAACCGCCCGCUGCCGUCGAGACCGCCGCCUCCGCCUGGCGCUGCGCCAAGCUACGUCCAGCCUCAGGCCUACGGUGCGAACCCAGCCAUGCACGGUCGUGUUGAGGCGAGAGAUGCGGCGAGUGCGGGUGGACCUGGCGGAAUGGCGCUCUUUGGCGGAGCAAAGGCCAAGGAGCAGUUCACGAAUCUCGAUCUCAUCAAGGCCGACACGCCGCUCACGACAGCCAAGAUAUCGCGCAUGUUGCACCAGCUCGAGUUCAAGCUGCAUGUCGAGCGACAGUACAAGGAGGGCAUCGACAAGAUGGCCAAGCUCUACAUGGCUGACGGCGACCGGAAGGCCCGCGCCGACACGGAGAACAAGCGUGUCGAGUCGAAGCAGAAGAUGGUCCUGUUGAGCCAGGCUUUGAAGAAGUACAAGACGCUGGACGUCAUGGGAGAGCUGGGGGAGGAGGACGACGGUAUCGCUGAGGACGCCAAGGCCAACCUUCGACGACCUCUUUCUGGCGCUCUCCAGAUCACGAUCAAGUCGGCUCGCGAACUCGCCCACGCCCCCCAGCCGAAGAGGUCGAAGCACGCCUCCGAGACCGUCAUCUACGUCAAGGUCGAAGACACGCCUCGAGCACGCACGCACGGCUCGCGCAACGACCGCUGGAACGAAGACUUCGAGAUCCACGUCGACAAGGCGAACGAGGCCGAGGUUACCAUCUACGACAAAGUGCCGGGCGAAGGCGCGCCCGUCCCGAUCGGCAUGCUUUGGCUGCGCUUGAGCGACAUCGUUGAGGAGCUCAGGCGCAAGAAGAUGGGCGCCGAGGCGGGACCGGGCUGGGUCACGGCUGCGAGAGUCACGCAGGGAAGCGGCGGAAGCGGGAGCAGCGCGCAGAUGAACGACGUCCCGGUCGGCGGGCUCAACCGCGAGGAGAGUCUCGCCGGAACAUUUGGCGUCGGAGGACCGGGCGUGAAGGGCGAGGGCAUCGACGCCUGGUUCGCCGUCGAGCCUGAGGGCGCCAUCCAACUUCACGUCAACUUCGUCAAGUCGAACGUCCGGAAACGCCCCUACGAUGCGGGAGGUCUCGGUCGUCAGGGCGCCGUUCGCAAGCGCAAGGACUCAGUUCACGAGCAGAACGGCCACAAGUUCGUCCAGAAGCAGUUCUACACGGUCGUUCUGUGCGCACUGUGCGGCGAGUUCCUCUUGAAGGGCGCCGGCAUGCAGUGCGAGGACUGCAAGUACGCCUGUCACGCCAAAUGCUACCACAAGGUCGUCACGAAGUGCAUCUCCAAGAGCAACACGGAUGCGGACAAGGACGAGGAGCAGAUCAACCACCGCAUCCCUCACCGCUUCGAGCCAAUCACCAACAUCUCGCCGAACUGGUGCUGCCACUGCGGUCUCGUCCUCCCGCUUGGCCGGAAGCAUGCCCGAAAGUGCUCGGAGUGCGGCGUUACCGCCCACACCGACUGCAUCCACCUCGUCCCCGACUUCUGCGGCAUGUCGAUGGAAAUGGCCAACAAGCUCCUCUCGGAUAUCAAGACGAUCAACAGCAGUCGUCGUGCAGGCGUGACCAAGCUCACCCCGGCUAUUCGUCCUAUCCCGUCCGAGCGGAUCCAGACUAUCCCGCAGCCGCCGCAGACCCCGACAUCUGCCUACGGUCAGCGUCCUCCGGUCCCCGCCUACGACAUGCGCGCGCAGCAGCAGCUCCCCGCCGAGGUUGGCCGUCUGAGCCUUUCGAACGACCAGCAGCAGCAGUCUGCGUCCCGCAUUCCGCCUCCCGCGCUCGACUCGUAUCCGCAGCGCCAGCAGCAGCAGUCCCUGCCCGAACAGCAACAGCCGCCCAUCGCCGCACCUCCGCGGCACUCGUCGGCGUCGACGGUCUCGUCUUUCGGCAACGACGCGCGCGACUCGAUCGGCUCCGUAUUCGGCGCCUACGCGAGCGAUGCUGGUCGACCCGUUCAGCAGCAGCAGCAGCUUCAGCAGCCUCAGCCGCCAUCCUUCCAGCCUUACAAGCAGCCGCAGCAGCAGCCUUAUGGCGCGCCGCCGCCGCCCGCGCAGGCCCAGCCCUACCCGUCUGCCGCAACGGCUCCGCAGAAGCCGCAAGCGCCUUUCCCGCAGCAGCAGCCCCAGCAGCCGUACCCUCAGCGCUUCCAGCAGCCAGCACCUCCAGCUUCGACUCAGCCCAGCCAACUCUACCAGCAGCCCGCCGCCCGCAUUCCUCCGCCUGCUCAGCAACAGCCGCCGACGUACGGUGGACCGGCGUACCCGCAGGCGCCGCAGCAACAGCCGCAACAGGUCGUCCGUCCGCCUCCUCAAGAAGUCGCCGCGCCUGUCGCAGCUCCGCCGCCCGUGCAGCAGCAGCAACAGCAGCAGGUUGCGCCGCCGCAGCCCGCUCGCCAGCGUCGCAUCGGUCUCGAAGACUUCAACUUCCUCGCCGUCCUCGGCAAGGGCAACUUUGGCAAGGUCAUGCUCGCUGAGGAGAAGCGGAGUGCGCAGCUUUACGCCAUCAAGGUUCUGAAGAAAGAGUUCAUCAUCGAGAACGACGAGGUUGAGUCUACCAAGUCGGAGAAGCGCGUCUUCCUCGCCGCCGCCCGCGAACGUCACCCCUUCCUUCUCGGUCUUCACUCCUGCUUCCAGACCGAGACCCGCAUCUACUUCGUCAUGGAAUACGUCUCCGGAGGCGACCUCAUGCUUCACAUCCAGCGCGAGCAGUUCACGCCGAGGCGCGCCAAAUUCUACGCGGCUGAGGUCUUGCUGGCUCUCGAGUACUUCCACAAGAAUGGCAUCGUCUACCGCGACCUCAAGCUCGACAACAUUCUCCUCACCCUCGACGGCCACAUCAAGAUUGCCGACUACGGUUUGUGCAAGGAGGACAUGUGGUUCGGCAAGACGACCUCUACUUUCUGCGGCACUCCCGAGUUCAUGGCGCCCGAGAUUAUCCUCGAGCAGCGGUACGGUCGCGCUGUCGACUGGUGGGCGUUCGGCGUCCUCAUCUACGAGAUGCUGCUGGGACAGUCUCCCUUCCGAGGUGACGACGAAGACGAGAUCUUCGACGCCAUCUUGGAAGACGAGCCGCUGUACCCGAUUCAUAUGCCGAAAGACAGCGUCAGCAUCCUCACAAGGCUUCUCACGAAGGACCCGACUCGCCGUCUCGGUGCGACGGAGGCCGACGCCGCCGAGAUCAAGAAUCACCUCUUCUUCAAGGACACGAACUGGGACGACAUCUUCCACAAGCGCAUCCCGAGUCCCUUCUACCCCAACAUCUCCUCAGCCACCGACACCUCCAACUUCGAUGCGGAAUUCACCUCCGAGGCACCUACGCUCACGCCGGUCCACUCGACGCUGUCGGCGCAGGACCAGAACGAGUUUGCCGGCUUCUCCUGGACGGCGACGUGGGCGCAGUAG